Cannabis sativa is the source of this 1008-nucleotide messenger RNA. RefSeq lists its product as uncharacterized. Gene Ontology annotation, molecular function: nucleic acid binding; RNA-DNA hybrid ribonuclease activity. NCBI's taxonomy places the organism in Eukaryota, Viridiplantae, Streptophyta, Magnoliopsida, Rosales, Cannabaceae. The record is from RefSeq and is a predicted model, not a curated record. The transcript has a single exon. The coding region runs from base 1 to 1008 and encodes 335 amino acids.
AUGAAGGGUAACUGGUUUAUGGAUGAUAGUUCGAACUUGUGGAAGAAUUUUUGGAAGAUUAAAGUCCCUCCUAAAGUCCUCCACUUUGCUUGGCGAGUCUUAACAGAUUGCUUGGCAACCCGUGUUAAACUUCAGAUUAAGCGUGUUCUAGUUCAGAGCCAUUGUUUAUUCUGCAACUCUACAGCUGAGACUACCCUUCAUUUGUUCCCCGAUUGUCCAUUCUCAAAGUCUUGUUGGAACAUAUCAGCGGUGACAAUUCCCCCUUCGACUGCUACCAGUUUUCUUGACUGGUUUUCUGCAGUGUGGAAUCGACACAAAGGUGAUGCUAUUGAAGAAGUUUUAAUGAUCAGUUGGUCUAUUUGGAAAGCCUGCAACAACAUUGUUUGGAACAAUAAAACAAGUACGGCUGCUGAAGUUGUUUCUAUGACACAUCAAGUUCUUGGUCAAUGGAAAUUUGCUCAAAGUUGUCGCUUUGAGCCGCUGCUCCUAAGCUCAAAUAAUAGUAGCAGCAGCGAUUAUUGGACAAAACCACCAGAAGGAAUGAUCAAGAUUAAUGUCGAUGGUGCAACAUUCAAAGCUGACGAUUCCUACGGGACAUGUUUCAUUGUUCGAGACUCGAAUGGAGCUGUCAUUUUUGUCUCUUCCUCCUAUUCGAAUGGCCUUUCAAGUGCACCCUUUGCUGAAAUGAUAAGCAUCAAAGAGGCCUUAAACUGGAUAAAGGCGUUUAAUUUGUCGGAGUGUAUCACCAUUGAGACUGAUUGUCUCACGGCUGUCCAAGCUUUGCAUUGUCAGCUUGAUAUGCCUUCUUUAUUUGGAGUUAUUGUUCAAGACUGCAGAGUUAUUCUUUCUCUUUUGUCUAAUGUUUUUAUUUGUCAUGUUAAGCGAUCUGCUAACAAGGUCGCCCACUAUUUGGCUCGUGACUCUUGUUAUUGGUUUGGUCGUAAUUUUUCGGAGAGUACUCUUCCUAGUACUCUUAAAUCUUUUGUAAUUGCGGAUUUGGUUUGCUAA